AUGAGCAGCCAGGAACAGCAACAGGCACAAGUGACUGCAGCGCAAGUGAUGCAGGAGCUUGUGAAUCUGAGAAACGAACUCACAAGGCAAUGCGAAGAGAAUGAUCGGCUAAGGGCCGAGCAAAGCACAGCACUUGAGCGAGUACGGCAAGAGAGUGCAGCUCAAGUUGCGGAAGUGCGAGCACAAGCGCAUACGGCAGUGCAGCAGGCGACGGCUCAGAUGGGCACGAUGCCACAGUUGGUGAGCGACAUGGUCAAGUCGAACAAGGAACUGGUUGAGGCCAUGGCAAAGAAAGGAGGACCAAACGAGAAGCUCUGUUUGGUCGACACAAAGGGCCUGGGAAAGCCGACGACCUUCUCAGGUGAGAGUGAACAGUUCCUACCAUGGAGGCAUCGAAUGUCGAGCUACGUUUGUUCGAUCCACCAUGAUCUGCAAGAAGUUCUAGAGUGGCUCGAAGAGAGGGAGAAGCCAUUCUCCUCGGAGGAGUUGGACACAGCCUUUGGAGAAAAGGCGUUGGAGGCGGAUCGAGUUCCCAGACUGCAAGAAAAGUCGAGGGAGCUCGCGAACGCGCUCCAAAUGGUUACCUCGAAGGAACCAUUUACGAUCGUGUGCAAUUGCCAGAACAACGGGUUCGAGGCAUGGAGACGCCUUGCGAGGCGAUACGAUCCUGCGACUGCAAGCAGGAAGCGCACGAUGUUGAGAGCGAUUAUAUCGCCCCAGAAGCAGAAGCUGGAGAAUCUCCCUCAGGCCAUCGAAGAAUGGGCCGACGCUGUGCGCACUUACGAGAAGCGCAAGGACAGCACAGGGCGACGAACGACCCUGGCUGAUGAGAUAAAGAUGGCAGCACUGGAGGCAAUGUUGCCACAGGAGCUGGAGUCUCACAUCCAGUUGAACCAGAGCCGGUUCUCCACGUACGACGACGUGCUCGACGAGGUGACUCGCUUCAUCGAGUACAAGACAGGAAAGAGUCUGAAGGUGAUUUCUGCAGCCGCAGCCAGUGCGGCGAGCAAGGAUGAUCCUAUGGACCUGUCGUAUGUGGAGAGAGGCAAAGGAAAAGGAGCAAGCAAGGUCGUGUGCCACAACUGCGGCAGGAGCGGACACUAUGCCCGCGACUGCUGGAGCAAUGGAGGCAAAGGUUCGCAGCAGCAACGGGGCUCACCCAAAGGUCCAGGGCAACAAGGAGGAAAACCAAGCAGCAAAGGAGGAAGAGGGAGCCCCAAAGGAGGAAAGGACAAAGGAAAAGGUAAGAAAGGAAAAGGCAAAAAGGGAAAAGGCAAGAAAGGUGGUAAGAACAAGAAACACGUAGGAAACAUAGAAGAAGGAGGAGAGAACGCAGGAGAAGGAAACCAGGACGAGAACUGGCAGGAAGGAGAAGAGGAUGAAGGCUGGGAAGACGGAGACUGGGGAGAAACCUGGGAGGACGGUUGGGAGGAAGCAGAAACAAACAACCUCUACGUGGGAGCGUUAGAAAGAGAGAGCCCGAAGAGAGAGAAAGAGAAGAAGAAGAAAGAGUCGAAGCCAGACCCCGGCAGUCGUGGCUCAAGUAGGGAAGAGGGCUCCGGCCCGAUCGUGCUUGGGGCCAUGGCGCCAAAGAACCCGAAAAGGAAGGUUCCUCCAAAGGAGGAAAAAGACGAGGAUGAAAAGGAGCUGGAAGCUCUGGAAGAGCAAAUGGACAGAGCAAGGGGUCAGUUCCAAGACCUGAAGGAAAAGGUGGAACUUGCGAGGAGACGUCGCCAGGAAAGACUUCUUCAGGAAGCGGAAGAGCUGGCAGAAGCCAGGAGACGUUCCCGCGGCGAGGUGCCAGGGCAGUCCAGCUUCGGAGCGUUUUCGUCUUCGUCGCGAGGACCUCCGGAGAGAGUGCGUGAGCCAAAGGCCGGAAAGAAAGAGGAGAAGAAGGAGGUGAGGCUUAGCCUUAGAGACACGGCACCCUGGAAGCGCGUUUCGCGCUACCGGGAGCCACCAGUGCCUGAGCCCAAGACCCCUCCAAAGGCGAAGCAAGAAAGGCCGAGAACACCGCCGAAGUCACCACCGCCUUCUAGGACCAAAAGUCCGCUUCUCAAGCCGAAGGUAGAGCCAAAGAGAACAGAGCCAAAGUCACCACCUUCGAAGCCAAAGGUAGAGCCGAAGAGAACAGAACCAAAGUCACCACCUUCGAAGCCUCCACCUAGAAGUGAAGAAGUGCAGCCAAGAAGCGAAGAGGUGGAGAGACAACUUGCUACCACAGCGCCGAAGUGGGGAGCCUCAAGGAGCCAAAGACCUGUGGCGAAGGCAAAGCCAAAGCUUCUAAGGAGUCCGGCGUCUUGGGCAGGAAUGCGCUUCAGGGAACGUGUGGCCCACCAAGAUGCCAUACGAGACAAGAAGCCCAGAGGCACCGUCGGGGAGUCCUUACUGAAGAAGCAAGGCGAGGCCUGCUCCACCUGCGUGUCGAGGCGACUAAAGUUCAGGAGCAAAGCGUCCCUUCUGCUGAAGAAGAGGAUGAAAGAGUACAAGGCAGCAGCUGCAAAAGCAGCGGGCUCCCACUACGCCAGGAAAGUUUUCGAAAGAGAAAAGCUUGUGAGGGCCGACAGGCCCAGCAAGGCUGAACUGAGGAGCGCAAAGGUAGCCGAGAAGGUGAAGCAAAGGGAGGAAGAAGCCGCUGGUGAAGAAGAAGAAGAAGACAAGUUUUCCUUGGAGCCGGAGAGCUCCGAGGACGAAAGCGACUUCGAGGAUGACCCUCCAAGCGAGGGGCCCGAGGAACCCAAGAAGGAAGAAAAGAAGAAGCCACCAAAGCAGGAAGAAGGAACCGAAGGAGCAACCGCGAUCACGGCAAGCACCUCGAGCAGCAUGCAGAGGAUGCUAGCGUCGGGUCUUAUGGAGACCAACCGUGCGAACCUCGCGGUCUUGGACCAGAGGAUCGCGACAAAGAGAGAGAAGCUCGAGGGACGCGGCAGUGACCCAGAGCUGGAAGCCGAGAUCGCGAGCCUGGAAGACGAGCGGAAGCGCCUGAAAGAGGAGCGUGAGCGCCUCAGGGCGCAGCAAGCGGGCGUGAAGAAAAAGGAACCCGAACACCGCAGAGACCAGUCGGUGCACGACGUGCGCUACAAACGCCAAGUGGAAAAGGGAGACAGCCACUGGAAGGCUUGGCGUGCGGAAAAGGGACGAAGGAGAGCGCAAGAGCACAGACGCAGCGGUGUGGGCGAAAGAGCAAAGGAGAGGAUCGAGGCCGACAAGAAGUGGCACGCCCGGCACGACGUGAAAGUGAAAAAGGGCGACUUCCGCGAUAACCAGAAGGAAGAGGUCGACGGCAUCGACACGGAGGUUAUCCACAGCGAUGGGACGGAGGCCAAGCCCGAGCGGCGAAAGGACUACCGCCCCCUCACGAAAGCCGAAAGGGCGAGCCACCGCGUGGAUGCCGACGACGAGGAGGAGCUCUACCGGAAGGAGCUCGAAAAGCAGGAAAGGCCGAAGGCGACCGGGCGCUACUCGGCGGACCCGUCGAUUGCGGCUGAGCAGAAGAAGAAGAGGAACCAAAAGAGAAACCAAAGGCGCAACAAGCUGAAGAGGAAGCUUGGGUCGACCUGGGAUCCAGAGCACAAAGGAAAGAAGAAGAAGUACGUGACGCAGCGAAAGGACAACGGCGUCCGCUACAAGACGGCGUCAGGUGAGGCGCUGAAAGACCAAGGAAAAGCCGAGGUCACCGGCACUUUGUCGGGAGGCCGUGGGGCCACGAUCACCGGCCGAGGCGCCGGGGUCCACCGCAUACUCCUGUCAGGAGCACAGGCGUGCAAGACGCAUUUUGCGUUUCUGCACGGAACAGGAGGCUUGCUGGUCCCAAAAGGAACUGCUUUCGCUAAGGAGGCCGACGAGGCGUUGCGCCAGUUGGCUUGGAAACACAAGGGUGUCGGAACCAAGAUGCAAGUGAAGAACGGCAUCUACGUGUUUCCUCUGCAAGACGAGAAGAAAGGAGCUGAGAUGGUUGAGGAAGCGGCCAAAAGGAGAGCCGCCGGAAAGGCAACGCUCAAGGAAAAAGGAGGCACUGAAGACGACCGCUUUGCCGAGGAGCCGGAGGCUCCAGGCGAAGAACAACAGAGGGCGAUAGUGCCGAAGAGCCCAGACCAGCCAACGGCUGACCAGAUCGCACAGCACGAAGCCUCGGGGCACGCGGUGCACCGUUCCUGGUGCGUCCACUGCCAGAGAGCGCGAAAGAUGGUGAAUCCACAUUACCGGAUUCGGAGAGCCGAACUUGAGACAUCUUUGCCGACGCUACACAUGGACUACUUCUUCCUGGGCAAAGAAAAGCAGGAAGACGACGUGAUGCCGCACCUGGUGGUUCGGUGCGACAAAACGCAGCGCACUUGGGCAACUUCGUUGCCCGAGAAAGGCACGCAUGCGUACAACGUCACGUGGUUGGCCAGCGUGAUACGCGAGGCCGGAUGGAAGAGGAUGUGUUUAUUCUCAGAUAAUGAACACGCCCUCCGUGCGCUCAAACUCAAGGCCUCCGAAGAAGUCCAAAAUGUAGUGUUCGACUUGAGAGAGAGUCCUACAAGUACGGAACACGAGAAUGCGCCAUCGAACGGCAUAGCCGAGGCCGCAGUGAGAGAGGUGAAGCGAAUGGUCCGAGCUAUCCUGUCGGAGCUGGAGACAAAGCUUAAGAUCGAGGUGGGCGUGGACCACCCGAUUCUCGCCUGGAUCGCGAGGCAUGCAGCGUUCUUGAUGACACGUUUUCGCAUUGGCGAGGACGGGAAGUCAGCUUACGAAAGGACGCUGGGCCGACCGUGGAGGCGACCUACCAUUGUCUUUGGCGAACAGGUGAUGUUCAAGCCAGUUGGUUCGAGACACAAGCGAGGAAGCCUAGAUGCAAGAGUUUGCAUGGGACGUUACGUCGGAACUGCGUCGAGGAACGCAGACUUGCUGAUCAUGACGUCCGAGGGUAUAUCCCGGGGCCACUCCUUGCACAGGAGGCCCGAGGAUGAGAAAUGGCCUGUUGAAGGUUUCGACGUGCUACGCGGAUUGCCUUGGAGGAUGUCCGGUCCACAAGAGCGAGCGUCGCCCAACCGAGUCGGUAUGCCCGCUCUCGAAGGCGAACAACCCGCGCCACAACGCCGAGACUUCAAGGCACGCAACCUGUACGUCAUGAAGUCCGACAUUGAGCUGUACGGCUACACGCCUCAGUGUCCGGGAUGCGAUGCGCAGCUGAUGGGUCUCCCGCAGCGAGCGCACAAUGACGAGUGCAGGAUGAGAGUGCAGAGAAGACUGCAAGAAACCGACGAGGGAAAAGAAAGAGUGAAAAGGGCCCAAGAGCGAGUUGAAAAGGACUACGGAAAGCGGGUCAAAAGAGACCAACCCGCGCUGGAAGGAAGACCUGCCCCCGACGCAAUGGAUGUUGCAGCAGAGGAAGCGGCAGGCGCACCUUUGUCCAGACCAAUGGAGGUCGAGGACCGCGCCGAGCCGAAACAGCGGAAGCGCGCAGCGUCCAAGGACGUCGAGGACCUUUACCGGGAAGAGCCCAGCACGAGGGCUACCGAUGGUCCAGAUGUCGAGGAUUCCCAACAAUUAGGCGAUGUCAUGGACCACUGGGGCUUGCAGGAGCUCCGAGCCAACCUGAAUGACGUGCCUGUUUUGUUCCUGCCGAAAUGCGUGCUGGAACUAAUCUGCAAGGGGCAAUGGCCGACAAUUGUUCUUCAUGCUGACGGUAACCAUCGAAGCGCACGUAAUGUCAACUUGGAGGCUUUGAAGUUUCUCAGGACAGCCAUGUCCUGGCCUUCCAUGGAAGACUUCAUGAAGAUCUGCAGACAAAUCGGUGCUACUGCAACUGCUCAGUUUUCUUCUUUCAUGUUGACAGAGCAGAGGGCUCAGGUUUUGCUAGACCACGUGCGGGCGCACGCAGCAACCAAUUUUCAGCAUCUGGAGCAGGGAGAAAAUCAGGCUGUGCAGGAAGCCGUCCAGGCUUUGCAGAUCUUUGUCGAUGGAUUUGCGAAGACAGGCCCGGAGGCACGUGCCUCUAACGCGAAGAAAACUGCUGAAGAGCUGAUCGCUUCCGUGAGUGCUGCGCAGUCUGUUCGUAACCGGAGCAAGAUGAUAGAGCUGCAGGAAUCUCUACUAACGAAGUUCACGCCAGCUGAGCUGACAGAUGCAGUUCGCCAAGUUGUCACGAAGCCCUCCAGUGGAAGCUCAGUAUCCAAGAACCAAGUCAAGGUUGAUGCUGCCUACGCUUUGUGUGUUCGCGAAGAGCUCAGGAAGGAUUCUGGGCCCAUUUUCGUUUGGGCCGACUCCAGUCCGCAGGCAGGCUCUGACUAUCUCCUCUCGUGCUACGUGACCAUAAGCAGGGAUAGUGUGGUACAGUGCUGGGACCAUUUUGAGCAGCUUGUUGCGUCAGUGGAAGAUUUUCAAAUUGCUGUCAGUGAGAAAGAGCCAGAGCUCUUGCUAGAAUGCGUAGCAGUUCGAUCUGCGUCGGGCAGGUUUUUGGUCAAGAAUAUGAAGAAACACUGUCAAAUGCCAAUGUCGCUAGGUAGCGGAUGCACGAAUGUUGAAGACAAAGGUAAGGCUAUGGCUGUGAAGUUUCACCGCGAAACGGGGGACGUCGUGCUGCUCUCAGAUGUCUGUCAACGUGUUGCCAGCUUUACGACCGAUAUGGGCACCGAGCUUGGUGUGCCUGAUCUUGCAGGGGGAAAUGUUCAAGCAUACCUGCCAGACUACAUGAGGUCGGGUCUUGUGCCAGAGCUUGAUGGCAUGGAGGGUCUCUUCGCAGAAAUGCCACCUGUCAUUGCGCCGCAUCUUUUCCCACGUGCUCUUGUUGUCCCCGGUUUAGAUCACAUUGCGCACAACUUGCAAGAAGACUUGGAUAAGCACCUUCGGUCAUGGUCUUCCUGGCUUCCCGGAUUCAAGGGGCUUUGCCUUCUGCUCAGCAAAAAGCACCUUCUGAAGAGGCUCAUCGCGACGUGCAUUGAAGGCACCCCACUCUCAUCAUUGAAAGGAAUCUUUGAGAGCACGGUGCCCUCAAUUGCGAAAUGGAGAUGGGGCACGAUAUGCAAAACUCUGCCAGCUGUGCUUUCGGUUUUCAAGCCUUUAAAACUCGUGUGGAACGCUGAGAAGUUUCAGAAACAAAAUCGUUCUGGGGGUGAUCCUCUUGAAGAUGGCGCCGAUCAGGCAGAACAGGAGGAAGAUGAAGAUAUGAAGGUCCUGAAAGUGGGUGACAUUACUUCUGCUUUGAGGAGUGAUUUUUGGUUGGCGUAUGCACACAUGCUGCUAAGUUUGCACGAAAUUGGAAAUCGAAUAUCCAGUUGGGCUUCUGGUUGCCCUUGCCAUGGCUGGCUGCAGGCAAAACCGAAUGCUGGCCCUGGUGUUGAGAACCAUUGGGAUGUUUACUUGCGUGAAAUUGUCCGUGCACGUGGCCUGCCUCUUCAGGAAGAUGGGGCAGCUUUCUCCUGCCCCAUGGCCGGCAAAAGGGCGCCGGAGUUGGCCAGCGGAUGCUUGACUGAGAUUUUAAACUCGACUGCCGAUGCCAAGAAGCCUGAUGUUCUGAUAGCAGCUGCUGGACUGGGCAGGGAGAUGCACGACAGCGUCAUCACGGAUUUUCAGACUGGCGUGGAUUUCAUUUCUUUGACUGUCAGUUAUCGUCAGGUCAGCGGGGCCUAUGUAUCUCUUAGUCUCCGUAUGAAUCAAAUCAACGACUUUAUGGCCACAGAGGCGGGUGAGCAAUUGAUGAUCAACAUGUUCGACAAAAUCAGAAAGCCCAAGCUGCUUGCAAAGACCUUCAAAUUCGAUGAGCACCCAGAGUGGCUAGCUGCUCUCAGCAAGGGGAAGCAGGGCCAGCCUCGCCUCGGAAGGAUCGCUGUAGCCAUCAUGUACAUGAACGACAUCGCUUUGCAGUUCCUGAAGCUAACCUCUGUCCGCAAGCAAAACAAACAACAUCGCAAGCAAGAGGAAAAAGAACGACAGAAGUUGCAAAGGCAGGCACGCCCAGUCGAGCCAGUUUCGGAAGAGGUGGUCUUGAGACGACUUUUCGCAGCUCACGUUGCCAGCUCGUUGGUUCCAGGAGAGUUCUACUCAAUGCCAGCCAGUGUGUUCCAAGCAUCAGUCUCAUCCCUGAAUUCUGCGAUGCAAUUUGCUCCAGCCCCUGCGCGUGCCAUCGAAAACAACGAAGAAGCACUCUUGAAAGAUGCUGAGGUGGCUGUGCAGCCUCCAGGUAGCGAUUGUCGCCAAGACAUUUUCUUCAAGGUCUUGUCGACCAGAUCAGGCUUUCUCAGGACUGUGCGUCGUGCCCCUGCCAGUCAGCGUCGGUUGAACAGGAAUGACAUUGCUUUAACAUUCCACAAAGCUGUGCCAGGGCAGAGCAAUCCGGAAGCUUGCGUGGUGCAAUCAGAGCCAGUCAUGUGUUCAGCAGGGGGUAACGCAGUUCACGUUCUUAGCUCUGUUGGUAUGGAUGCCGACAAGAUGGAAGACAUGUUGCGAUGGCAGCCAGGCGACCAGGACUGUGUCAUGACCUUGCCGAACUAUUCAGGUACCAUGGAUGCCAGACUGUUGGGACAGCUUGUUUCUCACAAGGCCUUUGUUGGCCAGCCCACGCGCAUGCCUGAGGCUUCUGUGCCAGCAAACAUGCGAGCCACAUUGCAGGACAUGCAGCACGAUGGCUGGGUAGUGUCUGAUUCUCAGGGUUGGCAACUGACUAGAGAUGCUCUGGCCAAGCUGUCUUUAUCUUAUUGCCUCGAAAACCCGAAGGCGUUUCAUGACCAGCCUGCACAUGUGCCCGCGUUGGAGGACCAAACGCCUUAUCAACUUUGCGCAGCCUUGAAGACCCAGGGGUGGCAGUGGAAACUUUUCAAAGCAGACAUCUCACCUCCGUACGUUUUGGGCGGAGACCGUGUGUGGUACAGUCAGGGCACCCUUGUCUCGAAGGAUUAUAUGCUCUGUUUGCUUCGAUCUGAGUCUGUCCUUCAGGAAGGACAGCGUGUUCACCAUGGGCAGAAAGCAGCCUACUACCGAACGUUGCUCCAAGGCCAGUACGCCCACGCUGAAGGCAUGUUGUGCAUCAAGAACAAGCAAGAACCUCGCGUGGCCAUUGAAGACGCUUGCCCGGCAAGAAGCUUAGAAUCUCUAGGUGACAUGAUGCCAGAAGAUGACUUGCUUUGGCAGUCCCUUGCGCUGAACGAAGAACCGACUCUGCCAACUCAGCCAGUGCCCAAAGCAAAACAGCCGGCGAAAGCCAAGCCACAGCCCAAAGCCAAUGUGUCACGCAAGAGGCAACGUCGAGGGUCAGGUGCCACCGACAAGGAUGACUCAGAUGCGAGCUCGGCUUCUCCGAAUUCUUUCGCAGACCUUUGGGAUGUAAUUUCGGAAAAGGCCUCCAGCGGUCUUCCAGAUGAUGUACAAGACUACUCUCCAAGCCUGCCAAGCCCUGUUCCUGAGAACACUGCAGAUGCCAGAGGCCCCAUGGACAUUGCUUCAGGUGAGAGUCGGCGAUUGGAUGAGCAAGCUGGACCAGGGCAUGUAGAUUCACCAACGGCCUUGGAUGCCCCUGUACCAAGAUCAGCACAUGGUUCUUUCGACUUCGACCUCGAUGAGCAGUCUCAGGCCAGGCGCGACUUCAGCUUCGACUUGAUGUUUCUGGUUCGUCUGGGUCAUGCCUGUUUCUUGAUUGCCUUUGAGGUCGAGGCCUACUGGGGCGAGCUUUGGCUGCGACUGCAAGGUGCUCCUGCACGGGUAGGGAGCACCUAUUAUUUUUGCCUGCUCGGAAAGGUCGUCGGCCAGUGGGACUUCUUGAGCCGUCUGAAAGAACUCAAGGUGUUGCUUUCCAGAUCCUGGCAGGCUGAGCAGGAUUUGAAGAAGUCGGCGUUGGUGGAAGGGCAAGGGCCAGAACGGGAGAAAGGUCCCGGGAAGGUCCCGGGAGGGUCCCGGGAAGAUUUCCAGCGCUUGUUUCUAUGGCCGCGUGAGUUUGUCCAGAAGAUGGCGACAUACUCCGCCCAGUGCCUGGGUGUCCUUGUCGACAAGUAUCGUGAUGGCCUGUCUAUUGUCACAGAUUUCUCGGGUGUUGGCAGUGUUGAGAUCGCAUGCUCAUUCAUCGAACAUGGGCUGAGAGACUCAGGUGAAGGUGCCUCGGGCCAUGCCCCUGGCUGUGUCUUUGGGUCGCUAGAAGAAAGAAUCGCGCCUGAAAUUUUGCAGAAGCUUCACAGCCUACAAGCAACUUGUGUGGCCGGAGCCGAGUCUGAUCUUGAUGGUGUUGAGGAUGCAACCCUGCAGAAGAACCUCCAUCACAGAUGGGGCAGACAGUUCUUGAAGUUGGCUGUGGAGGCUUUGCAAGACUCGGGUGCUGAGCUUCCAGCCACUGUUUGGUGUCAUCGACAUCAGAGGGCCUGUCGAUUCCAUGUGAGGGACGAGCAGGCUGGUGCCACCCUCGCUGCCGGUGGACCUCCUUGCAUCGAUUGGUCUCAGAUAGGCUUGCGACUGGGGUGGCUUGGACGUGGGGCCAUCCCGUUUUUGCUGUGGGCACACGAACGAUGGCUUUGUCGUGAACGAAUCAUCCUGAUGGAAAAUGUGCCUGGCAUCGAUCAUGACAGCUUGAGUGUCGUCUUCCCAUGCUAUCACAUCACAGUCUUUACCGUGUCUCUUGCGCAGUUCGGUAUUCCAGCCAACAGGGAGAGGGUGUACAUCGUGAUGCUCUUGCAAGGGACUUCGUGGCUCUUGCAAGACCCUGAGGCUGUGUUUCGUGAGAUUUUCACAGAAGAGCACCUGUUAAGCAGUGCCUGCCAGUUCUUCUCAGCACCGCAGGACAUUGUCGACAGGAACCAUUCUUGGCAGGCUGUGACCCGAGGAUUGCCAGGCGUUUCUCCGACCGGCAGGGCGUGGCAGGCAAAGCAUGUCAUGUCCAUGACAGAGGUGAAGCGAGUCCGUGCGUGGGAAGAAAGGGUUCGUGGUGAUCUCCAACUCGGGCGAAACCAGAGAGCAGACGUGUAUAUGAAUGCAUCGCAGAGUGCUGAGCGCUGUGGGGUCAUGUACCGGCUGCCAACUCUUAUCACAAAUGCUCACAUCUGGAGCAUGCGCUUGCAGAGGCUGCUGUUAAUCCCAGAGAUGUGGGAAGUGCAAGGCUUUGCAAUGUUCGAGAAGGGCAUUCCUUCCAAGUACAUGUGCCCCUUCCGCAGCUGUGUGCUAGAUACCCUUGCUGCGCAGGAGUCAACGGAGCAGACUGAGGCGAAACGUACAUCUCGCCGUCGCAAGUUUCAGCAGGACUUGCAGCUCAACCAUCAGGACUUGCGAGUGAUGGUUGGAAACAGCAUGUCCGGUCAAGGCAGGGCUGCAGUUGUGAGUAUGACUAUGAGAGGGGAGGAGGAUGGGUUUGCUGGGGCCCUCCUCGAUCCUGGGAUCGGCGCGGACUCAAGGAAGAAGCGUCGCACAGAGCUCGCAAGCUUUGUCGAGGAACCAAAAAGCGGAGAUGAUUCAGGCGAGUCAUCUAGGGCCAAGAAGAGGAAGGACAAGUUCCAAGAGAAGCGAGACAGAAAGAAGCUUGCGAAGGAGAAGAAGAAAGCAGAAACAGCAGCGUCAGCUGCAAGUGGGGCAACCAAGAAAUGUUCCGAGUGCAAAAAAACGCUCCCGCUGGCCCAGUUUUGGGAAGAUCAAUCGAAGUGCAAAACAUGUUCGAAAGAGAGGAAGGCUCUUCUUGACAUAGCCAGGCGCCAGGGCGAGCUGGAGUGGUACAAGAGCUUGGACGAGAAAGCCCACUCCGAUCUCAGCAAAGGAUACAAAAAGGCGAAGGCUCAGGCUGAGAAAGAUCGGUCGAAGGUGAAGUUCUCUGUCAAGCGCUACAAAGAAAGUGUCGUAGCCAGUGCCGGAUCGCGCGGAGAGAGUCGCAAGCGUCUUAUGAACAUGGUUCAAUACGUGGCCUGGGCCACGUCAGACGAAGGAGAAAGCCUGACAGAAAAACAGGCAGGUUUGAAGUGGGAUAGCAUGAUGCUUGACCCGGCUUUCAAGAAGGAGGGCCCAAGAGGCCCCAAGCAGAAGAUCUAUGUUCCGCUUUUCAAAGACAUUGUGGACUACGAAGAUGUCAGCCUGGUGCUCAUUUUGCUUGCUGCUGCCUUGAGUGUGAGACUGAACGAACGGGCGAGCAGACAGCGCCAAGUUGAACAAGAAGGCCGCUUGUCCAGCAACUUGACCCAGGAGCAACUUGAAGAAAGAGCUCGCAACCUCGUCUUCAGUGGCCAUGAUCAAGGCUUCGGCAGCGACAUCAGUGCUACGGCUGCCAAUCUUGUGUCUGGCGGUGAUGAGGAUGGCAAUGAAGGGCUUCGGGCUUCGGUAGCUGUUUCAAGUCUUCAGGGUCUUGCGAAUCCCCGGCGCUUGUCAACAGGCAGUGGCAGCAGGGCAACUGUUGACAGCAGCAGUGGUGACGAUGAUGCAGAUGCUGAGCCUUCUGAUGGCAAAGGUGGCCGGGGAGCGGCUAAAUGGUUCGAUGUGGCUUCAGAAACGCAAAAAUUCAAACGCCGUGUCGAGACUUUGUGUACAAGGAUGAAGACGCGCAUGAACCAGCUGAGCCAGCAAAUGCAGGAUCAGCUCGAUGUUUCCCGCAACAUGGCACACGUGGACUUGGUGGAAACCAAGAUCGUUCACCAUCGCCUUCGAGCCCUGAGGAUCAUUGCGUCGGGAGAGCAGGCCGAGUAUUCGACGUACCUGGAGGCAAUCGCUGCGACUCUUGUCUUGCGGAAGGUGCCGGACACAAAGAGUGUCAACACGGCAGGAAGUGCAAAUGAUUUCUUGUUGACAGCAACGGGCCCAUGCAAUGACUAUGAGUCCUUGAUGACAGUCAGCGCACUGAAACAAAGCUUCCUUAGUAUUACCACCCUGCAAGAUGAGAAGGACUUGAAGACUCGUGUGGAUGCAAUGAACAAGUGCAACUCUCAAUGGGAGGAACUCCUUGGGUCGUGCAAGAGUGCUUUCACCGAGCUCAAGAAAGUCAGCAACCAAAAGAGCACCAGCGCAUCAGCCAAAGGCAAGUCCAAAGCAAAGGCAAAAGCCAAGAACAAAGCGAAGACGUCAGCUGAAGCCUAUGGCAUGUUCGACACCGACGCGGAGUUCAAGAUGUGUCCAUCCUCAGAAGCAGAUGAUGAAACUUCCCAGGUGGAUAAGCUGUUGCUGGGGACGCCCUUCAAAGGCGUGCUUGACAAAGCGUCCGACUUCAUAUCCGACGCUGCUUGCAAAGCCUUGGACAAGUUCGCCAAGGAAUUCGCAAGCAGUGACAUUCGUGUCAUGACAGGCAAGGCGCAGCAGGAAACAGGUCCCUUGAAGAAUGAGCUCAGGGGUGCGCUAACUGGCUUGCUUCCGCGCGACAAGCGCAUCAUCCUCCAGGAGCAGGUUCCCGAUCAGUUGGCCAUGCAGAGCUUGAUGGAGCCAUUAAUGUGGGCAUCCAUAUCCGGGCAGCGUUCCUGUCGCAUGGAGGUUGCAGGCUUUCCGGUCAUCCGUUACCAGCACGCUGGGUCACGCAGUCUCGUCAUGGUUUUGGCUGAGGUGCUCAGAGGGUGGCUGGUGGCGAGAGAGGAGCGAAAGAAGGAGCAGGACCGCGAGAAGAUCCUGUAUGCUCACUUGCAUACCCAUUUCAUGCACCUGUCCGAUGACGAUUGCGUGGAGCUUUGUCUUGCGCACCCCGAUAGCGUUUGGUACGCGUUCCUCAACGGCGACGUGGACAACAUCGGAUUGAAGCUUACCUUCGUCGAUGUGGAGGACACACGCGGGCUCAGAUCCAUGCGACAGGAAGCCAUCGACUCGAAGCGCAAGCUGCCUGUUCUGGAUGCCCUCUUUCAGUUUAUCGAGUCGUCGUCGAAGGUUCAGUUCAGGCUGAUCGAAGUGGAGUGUUGCUUCCGAAGGGAAAGGUUCGUCGCCGUGGCGCCGCAGAAAGGACGAAGAAAAGACUGGCUGAAGCUUGAGAUGGUUCCUCCUGGCUAUAGCCACAUGCAUCCGCAGUGGCAAUGCCAGUUAGUGUUUGUGCCAGUUCGUAGCAGCUUUGCUUCUUUGAACAGCGCGAAGCCGUGCGCAGGACCCGGCCUGGACCACUCACGCCAACAAGCACGAGCAGAUGCAGAAAUGUACGACACAGCAACGGCGAAUCCGCCGCCAGCCGACGAGGAAGUGCGAAUGAACCUGAUUACGCGGAUGUUCGAACAAAAGGGGCUCAAGUGCAGCCCGACUGAAGCGAAGGCCAUAAACUCUAUGGUUCUACAGUUGGGAGGUAAUGGCAAUUCAGCUGUGCCCUGGAGCAUGGUGAAUGAAGGCAUUAUCUUGCCAAUGGACCAAGAGCCGCCGAUGUUCGCUCAGGCUGAGCAUUUGCGUUUCUUUGAAAAGCUGGAACAAGUGAAGCCAAAGCUUCUGGUGGGCAAGCUGCCCACUGGACCCUUCCAGUCAGUACAACGUGCUUUCGACAUGACCAACAAGAUUGGAGUCGAGACCAGACGCGGAAAUUUGAGGAAGGCCCGAUCUCAACUGGGGCUUUGCUUUGAGGCCUUCGAGGCACAGAAGGAAGCCGGAAACUACUUCCUCUAUGAGUGCCCAAGGGGAACUAAGUCCUGGGAGCAUGAACUUGCUCAAAGGAUGGGUUCGUACUUGGUUGAAGGCCCAAUGUGCAAGUGGAAAGUUGACGAAAGUGGAAAAAUGAUUGCAGGCCAAUCCGGCAAGAAGCGAACCCGCUGGAUUACUAAUUCGGCGACGGUUGCAACAGCGCUGGAAAAGCUAUGCAAGGGCAAUGCGAAGGUGUGGAACCGAACGCUAAGCUUCAAGGAGGGGAUCGUGACGGCCAAGGCCGAGUAUCCUCCGAAGCUUGAAAGAGCACUACUGGCAGGAGUGCGAGCACAACUGGUUCUGGAUGGAGAAAUGAAGGAGGUGGGCCAUGUGGGUGGACCUGACCCACACGAGGAGCCACCGCUCGAAGAGUAUCUCCAUGAUACCUUACCCAAGGCUGGGCAGCUUCACGUAAGCGAGCCCGUCAUAGACGCAAACACAGGGGCACAACUUGAUGCCAAAAAGGUUGCGGAAGCAAGAGCGUCAGAACUUGCCUGGGUGAAAAAGCAAGGUGUGUACGAGAAAGUCGAAGAGAGCGUGUGUUGGGACGAAACAGGUCGUCCGCCCAUAACCUUGAAGUGGGUAGACCGCAACAAAGGGGAUGAUGUUCGGGAAAACUACCGCAGUCGUUUGGUAGUCCGCGAGGUCAAGUCACAGGGACAAGCGGCGUUGAUACCAGACUACGCACUGUUUUCCUCAAUGCCACCUCUGGAAGGAUUGAAGAUCCUAUGCAGUCUGCUGACGACACUCAAGAGGUCAAAGAGCGGAAAGAAGCUCACGCUGAAGCUGACAGACAUAUCACGUGCACACUUCUAUGGAAAAGCAGAACGACGUGUGUUUGUCACACUUCCCGAGGGAGAUGAAGCUCCCGGCUUUUGUGGUCUGUUGAAACGGACCAUGUAUGGCACCCGUGAUGCCUCAGCUGUAUGGCAGAGAUCGUACACAAGCCUGCUACGCAAGCACGGGUUUGUCGUGGGAAAAGCAUAUCCGUGUACCUUUUAUCAUGCCGAAGCCGACGUGAGAUUAUUGGUGCAUGGGGAUGAUUUCCUAGUCUUGGCAGACGAAGAUGGACAUCGCUUUGUAGACAAAGUACUGUCUGAAGAGUACGAGUUCAAGUGUGAUGGCCACAUAGGACCUGAGUGUGAAAAGGAUAGCAUGACUGUCCUGAACCGGGUCGUGAGCUAUGACAGCCAGACAGGAACUGUUACGUACGAAGCGGAUCCAAGGCACGCGGAAGCCCUAGUGCGCGACCUUGGACUGGAGUCUGCGAAGGCGGCCAAAACGCCAGCAGAAAAGAAAAAGGGAAGUGACCUGAAAGCGAUGCUUGAAGCACAGCCGUUGAAUGCCGAACUUCAGAAAGCAUAUCGGUCUCAUACGAUGAGGGCAGCGUUCCUUGCGCAGGACCGUCCAGACAUUGCCGAGGCUACGAAGAGCUUAGCGCGGCACAUGAAAGAACCCACAGAGUGGGCAUGGGCCGAUCUGAAGAGGCUUGUCCGCUACUUACGCGGAAAUCCACGGCUGAUCUACGAGUACCACCCGCAACGGUUCAGCAAAGAGAUUGUGAUGUACUGCGACUCAGACCACGCUGGUUGCCUCAUCACGCGGAGGUCAACCACGGGACUGGUGACAAUGCUUGGAUCGCGCUGCGUGAAACACUCAAGCAACGUGCAAAGCACGAUCUCCCUCUCGAGUGGAGAGAGCGAGUUUUACGCUAUAGUUCGAGCAGGGUCAAUAGGUCUGUCGCUACAGGCGAUGCUAGAAGACUGGGGAUUAAAGGUCGGUCUGCGGAUUCGAUCUGAUUCCUCGGCGGCCCGAGGCACUACCCAGCGCCAGGGCCUGGGUCAAGCACGCCACGUACAAACAACAUACUUGUGGGUGCAAGAGAAAGUCGCCACGCGAGCUCUGGAGCUAGAGCGUGUAGGCACGGAGAAGAACUACUCCGACAUCUGCACCAAACCAAUGCCCGAAGUGGCAAUGCUCAAACACCUCAAGAACAUGGGAUUGCGUUUUCAUGUUGGACGAGCCGGAGCAGCCAAACGGCUCGUGUGA
Symbiodinium natans is the source of this 16560-nucleotide messenger RNA. Lineage: Eukaryota; Dinophyceae; Suessiales; Symbiodiniaceae. The record is from the annotation of a GenBank genome assembly.